Molecule: messenger RNA, 2811 nt
Organism: Mesorhabditis belari
Lineage: Eukaryota; Metazoa; Nematoda; Chromadorea; Rhabditida; Rhabditidae
Source: the annotation of a GenBank genome assembly
AUGGCAACCGAAAACGGCGGUGCGACACGAGCCGCGCCUCAAGUGCAGUAUGUUGGACCAUACAAACUUGAGAAAACUCUUGGUAAAGGGCAAACUGGUCUUGUGAAAACGGGAACUCAUUGUAUUACGGGACGAAAAGUCGCGAUCAAAAUCGUGAACAAGGAGAAACUCUCGGAAUCUGUUCUGCAGAAGGUGGAACGAGAGAUUGCCAUCAUGAAACUGAUCGAGCAUCCAAACGUUCUUCAUCUCUACGAUGUCUAUGAGAAUAAGAAAUAUUUAUACCUGAUUCUCGAGCAUGUUUCUGGCGGAGAACUAUUCGACUAUCUAGUUCGAAAAGGACGGCUGAUGUCAAAGGAAGCGAGGAAAUUCUUCCGCCAAAUCAUUUCCGCUCUCGAUUUUUGCCAUGCGCAUAAUAUUUGUCAUCGAGAUCUGAAGCCGGAGAACUUGUUGCUUGACGAAAGGAACAAUAUAAAGGUGGCUGACUUUGGAAUGGCUUCCCUUCAAGUGGAGGGAUCGAUGCUGGAGACAAGUUGCGGCUCACCUCAUUAUGCCUGUCCGGAAGUGAUCCGGGGUGAGAAAUACGAUGGCCGAAAAGCGGAUGUCUGGAGUUGUGGUGUCAUUCUCUAUGCUCUAUUAGUGGGAGCACUUCCUUUUGAUGAUGAUAACCUACGAAAUCUUCUCGAAAAAGUGAAAAAGGGCGUCUUCCACAUUCCCCACUUUGUCCCUACAGAUUGUCAAAAUCUUUUGAGGUCGAUGAUUGAAGUUGACCCACAAAAGAGAUAUUCCUUAUCCGAAGUGUUCCGCCAUCCCUGGGUUGCAGGGAGCACUCGAAAUGAUCCCGAACUCGAGCUACCCAUGGCCCAAGUUGUUCAGACCCACAUCAUUCCCUCUGAAGACAGUAUAGAUCCCGAUGUUUUCCGACACAUGUCGAAUCUCGGAUGCUUCAAGGAUAAAGAGAAACUCGUUAGGGAGCUCUUGUCUACAAGACAUAAUACGGAGAAAAUGGUCUACUUUUUGCUGUUGGAUCGAAAAAGGAGGAGACCGGCACAAGAAGAUGAUACGGAAGUGGUGCUGAGGGGAGCCACUGUGAAUGCGGAUCCGCCAAGAAAAAGAACGGAUAGCAGCAGGGCGAAUAGAUAUGCUGUUGGUAGCAUAGCCGAUGGUAGCCCGAUCAACCCGAGGAAAACCUAUGGGAGAUACAGAAGUGGAAGACACUCCUCACUUGGUGGCUCACCCAAUGAGUCUCCACGAUCUUCUACAAGAGAUCUGUUCAAUUUCUCCUCUUCAAGCAACAAUAGUUUCUCUGCUAGAGGUUUUGAACCAGAGCGAAGUCGUUCGACGACCAGGAAUCAGAACAAUUAUCACUAUUACACGCAACCGGUCGAUCCACAAACUUUGGCUGAAGCUGCAAGACAUGUGAGACAAGCGAGGGAACAACAGGAGCGACAAUCAGCCGACCGACAACCAUCGUCCGAUCCUACAAGAACUUCUCCUCCAUCCGGUGUCCCAUCUCCAUCAUCCUAUACACAAACAGUCAACCCAAUGACUGAAUCGACACUCUCGAUUGGAACUGGAAUCACUUCGAACGCUUCUAGUACAAACAGUCUAAUCACAGGAAAUUCUCAAAAUCAACUUGGCUCCUCAUCAGGUCCUUGGAGAAUGAAGCUAUCGAAUAUCAAGAAUUCGAUCAUGGGAACACCGAGAUUCCAUCGGAGAAAGAUGAGCAAUGGACAAGAAAGUGAUGGGGAGGAUUCACAGAUGUUGGACACUACUGACUUGGUGAAAAAGUCAUGGUUUGGCUCAUUGACAUCGUCGAUGAGUGUGGAGAGGGAUGAUACUCAUUGUGUGCCUGUACAAGGGAGAACAUUGAAUGGGAUCAAAGCUGAGCUGAUUAGAGCGUUUUUGACGAUACACGAGUUGUCCCACUCGGUUGUCGGCCAAAACUGUUUCCGAGUCGAGUACAAAAGAGGACCAACGUAUGGCGGAAGUGUUUUUAGUCGAGGAGUCAAAAUGAAUGUCGACAUAAUCACAAGCCCCCAACAAUCACCAAGCGAACCACCAAUGUACGUUGUGCAAUUCUCUUUGCUAGCAGGUCCCGUUCGACGAUUCAAGCGCUUGGUUGAGCAUUUGAGCUCAAUAUUGCAGAAUGCCACGCAGCAGAGAUCGGAGCGUCAAGCCGCGCAACAGAUGAUGGUCCGUCCUCGUCGUCUCUCCGACUCGUCGGUGAGCAGUGCAUGCAGUGAUGGUGGUGGAGGAUCGGAGGGACUUUCCAUCCCACAAAGACAACCAGUGCAUGCCACCUCGUCAAUGGGUCCAACGGGGAGCUCUGGGAGAGAGAUGACCACCUCAUCUCUCUCCUCUCAUCUUCCCUCCCAUUUGGUGCAUCAAGGAUCUUCCGGACUUCUCACUCAUGCGGACAAGAUCGAGUCGCAAAUCCAAGUGGAACCGGUUCAAAACUCGUACAAUCGUCACUCAAGCUCGAUGAAGUCCGUUGGCUCAAAGAAAAAAGGCCAGGAUUAUGGUAAAUCCCCGAUUCCACAGCGACGCAACACCACCGCUGUGAUCAUUCAAUCGAGGCAACAAUUGUCCCGAUUUGCCUCCAAUCCAGUGGCCACUCUAUUGGGCAAAUCCGGGGAUUCUUCUACAGCUAAAACAAUAACAUCCGAUUCGAAUCCGAGUUCUCCGCGAUUCACCAACGCUCACCCAUUUGCCCAUUCCGAGCCGACGACCCCAAAGUGCCUCACCAUGCCCUCUUCUAAUCCCUACUCCGGCCGACCGAAUCUUUCUAUUAUGGGAACUCCUGAUCAUGUU